CAGGUUUGCGCUACGGCGGGCCGGUGGCGUCAGGCUUGGCAGCACUGGCACUCGAUGGAGGCACAUGGAAUUCGACCCAACCUGCUUGCCUUCAAUGCUUGCAUUGGUGCUUGUGUCUUUCCUGGGCGCUGGCUCGAGGCCCUGAGCCUCCUCGAGCAGAUGGCCGCAGCCGAGGUGAGGGCCAACUUGGUUUCCUACUCCGAUGCCCUCCUGGCCUCGGCGCGCGGUGUAGCUGCAGGAUGUACACGAGCUCUUCUUGACACUCUGGACCAGGAGCUGCAAAUGCAGCUGCAGCCACCAAACUGA
Messenger RNA from Symbiodinium necroappetens, 306 nucleotides. Lineage: Eukaryota; Dinophyceae; Suessiales; Symbiodiniaceae. The record is from the annotation of a GenBank genome assembly.